GAAAGCUCACACUCAACACCCACCGUAUUGUCUUGGAAAGCGACUUGGUGGACAGAGACAUUUUUUCUUAAAUUUGUCAAGAUUGUGGCCUCUAAAUUCUAAGAGGAUUACUGAUGAAGACUGAACAUACUGAAAUGGAAUCGAGUAUAGAAAUACAUGAUGACAAGUUCGUUGAAUUCCCCUUGUCUCCCACGUUAACAAAGGACAAUAAGUUGACAGAUGCUUUUGAUCCACUUCGGCUUGAAGAAAAAGUCCCAUCAUUAGAGGUAGAUCCCCUUAAAUCUCCGACCUUGAAGAAGGAAGCAGAAAGAUUAUCUCAAAGUGCCGCCAAAGGUGAUUGGAAUGAAGUCCAGAAAAUAUGUCAAGCAAACUGGCUUUUCGAUAUCCCGAUCACCAAGUUAGAGGACACAGUACUCCAUCUAGCAGUCUACAAUAAGCAAGAAAAUAUUUUUAAACUUCUGGUACAACAAUUUUCUUCGGGAAGUCUUCACGUGAUAUCUUAUUUAAAAAAGAAAAACGCCAAAGGAGAUACCCCUCUCCACCAUGCAGCAUCAGUGGGGAGCGAGAAAAUGUGUCGCAUCAUCACUGAAUUUCACUCAACAACGUUGCUAAGUGUUCCUAACGAUGAAGGUGAGACCCCUCUCUUCUCAGCAGCACUUCAUGGUCGCAAAGAUUCUUUCCUUUACCUCCACUCUAUAUGCGGCACUGAAGAACGAUCCAAUUACUGUAAAAGGAGUAAUGGUGACUCUAUUCUCCAUUGUGCCAUCUCUGAAGAACAUUAUGAAUUGUCCUUAAUAAUACUUUGUCGGUAUAAAGACCUUGUAAACCAUCGUAAUAAUGCUGGCAUGACCCCUCUCCAUCUCCUAGCGAGUAAGCCUUCCGCCUUCAAAAGUGGCAGCAAUCUCCGAUGGUUUGAAAGUAUCAUCUAUCACUCAUUUUCCACAACAGAGGAGGAACUAAUUUCGCGAGCAGAUGAUCAGAACCUUGAAAAAGAACCAGUCACCCAUGGAGCAUUUGACAGAAAAGGUUCAAAGAAAGCAGUCGGCGAAGUUGAUGCAGAGGACCCUGAAAGACACCACUUUACCUGGGGAGGAUACGACUCACGCAAUGGAGCUCGAGAGCAUCAAUUUCCAUCUAAUUACAAAACCUGCUCUUUGUUUGCAAAACUUGUCUUCAAGGCAUUGCGAUAUUUAUUUAUUGAACCUUUGCAGAAGGCAAAGGAGGUAAGGAGGACGAAGGAGAGGCACACAUGGUCUAUUCUGAUCAUGAACGAACUGUUGAAGGACGCUGAGAUGUAUCCGAUUCCGCCAUCAGUCCGCAAAAGCGUAGACAAAAAGCUUGAAAAAGGUACACCGCAGGCUGAUGCGACUGAGAAAAUCAAUUCGAGACAAUUGACAAAAAUAUGUGAAGACAAGUUUCCCAGGAACUACCAAACAUGCAUCAACUUCAUUCAAUUUCUGUGCGAUAUGGCUCAAGAUGAGAAAGAAAAGGAAGGAGACACUGAGCCUACAGAGGUAAUACUAAUGGCAGCGAAGAAUGGAAUUACUGAAAUGGUUAGAAAAAUCCUUGAAAUUUAUCCUGUGGCCAUGUAUGAUGUGGAUAAAGACCAAAAGAACAUAGUGCUAUUGACAGUGGAGCAUAAGCAACCUCGUGUAUAUGAACUCCUACUCUCUCUCAAGAAGAAGAAUGUUAUAAAAGACAACUUAUUUAGUGAAGUGGAUAAUAAAGGUAACAGUGUACUGCAUCUUGCUGCGACAAAAGCGGAAUUUAGUUGGCCAGUUCCAGGAGCAGCAUCCCAAAUGCAAUGGGAAAUCAGAUGGUAUGAGUACAUAAAGAACUCCAUGGAAAGAAGCCUCCUGCCUCUCCUCAACAAGAAAGGCCAAACCCCAGAGGAGAUUUUCACCAAAACACAUGAGGAUCUUGUUAAACAAGGAGGGGAUUGGCUAAGUAGCACCGCAAAUGCAUGCUCGGUCGUAGCAGGCCUCUUUGUAACGAGUACCUUUUCCACGGCAACCAACUUGCCUGAGGUUGUUGAAGGAAAUAAACACUCCGAGGCAUCCAAAAUUUUUGCCAGCUCAUCCUUUGUGUCCUUUUACACUUCACUCGUAGCAGUGGUCAUGUUCCUUUCAAUUCUCACAUCUGGGUAUAGAGAAAAAGAUUUCCGCCACGCCUUACCAUGGAAGCUUUUGCUGGGUUUAACAGCUUUCUACAUGUCCAUAGCUUCUACCUUGGUAUCUUUCACAACCGGACAUUUCUUCAUCUUUAGGAAUCAACUAAAAUUUGUGUCUUCCACCUCGUAUAUAGUGGCCUACGCGUUGGUAACAUUGUUUUCUAUGGCAGUGUUUCCACUUUUCUUUCAUUUGGUGUGGGCUACCUUGAAGAAGGUGCCACAACGCAAAUACAGGUUGACUAUUCCUCAUUGGCUUUCGGAAGAUUAACUAGUAUUUACAUUCCUAUCUUCUUCAAGAGUCUGAUGUCUCAUGGUUAUUAAUGAUUGAUACACUUUCUCCAAUAAUAUUGAUGUUGGACUUGUACUGUGUGUUCUAUUUCAAUA
Molecule: messenger RNA, 2554 nt
Organism: Quercus lobata
Lineage: Eukaryota; Viridiplantae; Streptophyta; Magnoliopsida; Fagales; Fagaceae
Exons: 11
Coding region: 114-2438 (774 amino acids)
Cellular component (GO): membrane
Molecular function (GO): protein binding
Source: RefSeq, a predicted model, not a curated record